AUGACUCUCUCACACUCGCUACAAGUUCCAUGGAGAAAGAACCUCACCUUUCUCAACAAAGAGGCUCAAGUAUCCGAACAAGGAGAAACUAUUAUAGGCAUCUAUCUUCUGGCUUUAGGUUGGAUGUCUUGGUUUGGAAACAGCAUGGUGAUUUUCAUAUUGCAUAAACAGAGAGGAAUACUGAAUCCAACAGAUUAUCUCACUUUCAACCUGGCUGUAUCAGACGCGAGCAUAUCUGUGUUUGGUUAUUCCCGAGGGAUCAUUGAAAUCUUCAAUGUUUUUAGAGAUGACGGCUUCCUCAUAACAUCCAUAUGGACUUGCCAGGUUGAUGGAUUUCUGACACUGCUCUUUGGUUUGGCUAGCAUUAAUACUCUUGCAAUGAUUAGCGUAACUCGCUACAUUAAAGGAUGUCAUCCCCACAGGGUCUUCUGUUAUGUGUCCAUCAUCAAGGUGAUCAAGUCAAGCCAUGCCCUAGCUGGAGCGACUGACCCGUCUGACAGGCAGAGACGGCUGGAUCGAGACGUGACCAGGGUGUCAAUUGUCAUAUGCACAGUCUUCACUGUAGCCUGGUCUCCGUACGCUGUCAUUUCCAUGUGGUCGGCCUUUGGCCAUCCUGUGCCCAACUUAACCAGCGUCCUUGCCAGCCUGUUUGCCAAGUCGGCCAGCUUCUACAAUCCCAUCAUCUACUUCGGAAUGAAUUCGAAAUUCCGGAGAGACAUUCUCGUCCUCCUGCCUUGUGCCAAGGAGACCAGAGAGCCUGUGAAACUGAAAAAUUUUAAAAAUCUGAAGCCAAAGCAGGGCUUUACUCUUCAGAAACAAGAAAAAGCCCAUAUUCUUCAAGUUCCAGAUUCUGGCCUGGUGAGUCCGAUCAACACCCCGCCCUUGGGGAACAGAAAUGCUUUGGAUUUAGCGUGUGAUAAUUCCAAUUUUGAAUGUGUUCGACUGUGA
This is a messenger RNA of Tachyglossus aculeatus (Australian echidna), 948 nucleotides long. RefSeq names its product opsin-5-like. The record is from RefSeq and is a predicted model, not a curated record. NCBI's taxonomy places the organism in Eukaryota, Metazoa, Chordata, Mammalia, Monotremata, Tachyglossidae. Gene Ontology annotation, biological process: G protein-coupled receptor signaling pathway. Gene Ontology annotation, cellular component: membrane. The transcript has 5 exons. The coding region runs from base 1 to 948 and encodes 315 amino acids. Gene Ontology annotation, molecular function: G protein-coupled receptor activity.